Molecule: messenger RNA, 548 nt
Organism: Zea mays
Lineage: Eukaryota; Viridiplantae; Streptophyta; Magnoliopsida; Poales; Poaceae
Product: auxin-responsive protein SAUR50
Exons: 1
Coding region: 1-453 (150 amino acids)
Biological process (GO): response to auxin
Source: RefSeq, a predicted model, not a curated record
AUGAGACGGCUCCACCAGAUCCAGAAGACGGAAGUAAAGAAGAGAAGCGAACCAAAGCAAGCAAGCUUCAAGAACAAGGUAUUGGAUCAACAACUCCUAGCUGAUUCGAUUCUUGAGUUUGUUCUGAUCCGAUCUUCCCUUCCUAUUCAGCGCUGCCCUAUUCGAUUCCAUUUCGUGUUCCUCUGUGCUGCUGCAGGGGAGGGGGAGGAGGAGGAGGCCACGGGGCUGCCGUCCGACGUGCCGCGCGGCCACUUCGCGGUGUACGUGGGCGAGCGGCGGCGCCGGUUCGUGGUGCCCAUCGCGCUGCUGGACCGCCCCGAGUUCCGGUCCCUGCUGCGGCGUGCCGAGGAGGAGUUCGGGUUCGCGGGCGCCGGCGGCGGCGGCGGCCUCGUCCUCCCCUGCGAGGAGGUCGCCUUCCGCUCCCUCACCUCCGUGCUCGCCUGCACCCGGUGAACGCGCACCCGUUUCCAGGGGAGGGGGAGGAGGAGGAGGCCACGGGGCUGCCGUCCGACGUGCCGCGCGGCCGCGGUGUACGUGGGCGAGCGGCG